Molecule: messenger RNA, 591 nt
Organism: Henningerozyma blattae CBS 6284
Lineage: Eukaryota; Fungi; Ascomycota; Saccharomycetes; Saccharomycetales; Saccharomycetaceae
Exons: 1
Coding region: 1-591 (196 amino acids)
Source: RefSeq, a predicted model, not a curated record
AUGAUGACAGCACCAGUACCAAGAACUUUGGCAAACACUAAAAAUGUCCACCCAUUAGAUGAAGAUAUUACUCCUGAUCCAGUGGUUAUCAAAAUGAGAAAAUUAGAAACAGAGCCUGAAGUUAGUGUCAAAUUUUCAGAUGGUACAAAGGAGUUGUUAGACGUUAUUAUUCAAUAUGAACUUCAUAAGAAGGAUUUAAUAACUAAAAAAGCUGAAACUGAAGAAUUGCAAUUAGAUGCUUCAAAUAAUCAAGAAUCUAUAAUCAAAACACAAGAUGACUUGAUUACCAGAUUCAAAAAUGUAUUCACCGAUUUAAAUACAGUGAUAUCAGACUACAAGGAUGCUAUGGCUAUUCAAAAUGAUAUCAUCAAACAAAAAGAUCAGACUAUUGUUCAUUUCAGGCAGAUUGUGGCCCACCAAAAGAAAUUUAUUAAGGAACAAAAAGAUAUCAAGCUAAACCAAUCACAAAUUUUGUCCGAUAAAGAUCAAGCUGUUCAAUCCAGAGAUGCUACUAUUAAGGAACUCAAUAAAUUGUUAAAGCAAAAAGAUUCUCAGAUCGCUUACUGGAAACAUCAAGAAAAAAUUGAUUAA